ACAGAGACUUCUCUGGUUAGAAACUGGACCAGGCGUUAUACAGUAUGUUAUGUACAAAGACAAAAAAGAUGGAAUAGUGGUGUUGCGGGCCUUAAAAAUAAGAGAGUUCAAAAAGCGCUUUAACUGCUCCUUUCAACGUUCGACGUCAAAUCGAUUAAAAAAUAAAAAAAGGAAUGGACCCGACACCAGCUCGAGAGACACUCGUUGUGACAUGAUCCCGAUGUGGCUCAGAGGGAAAACAAAAUUGGAAUUUGCAUGCAUAGACGUUAUUAUUCUGAUGAUGGUGGUAAUGAUGAAUAGGUUCAUUCCUCUCGUAAAAGGUAGUGACAUCCAGUGCCCCACAGACUAUGUGUUUUCUUAUAUGACGUCAUGCUAUCUCAUAGCACCGGGGGAUAAUUCUAAGAGUAGCAGCGGAUCAGAUUGCAGCUCGAGAAGUUUCGGGACUCUACUUUGGAUUGGGUCUGAAGAUGAGAAAAACUUCAUAGUAAGUAUUUUGGAGCCCUCUAUCGAAUAUUGGAUUAGCUUAUACGAUGGUGGAUCUGGCUGGGAGUGGGAUAAUGGCGAGCCCACAAACUACACUAACUGGGCAAGUGGGUAUCCAUUAGGAAACCAAAACUGCGCAGUUAUGAAGACUGAUGGAACAUGGGAGAAUACUAACUGUGGAAGUCAAAGGAAAUACGUGUGCAAGGUCACAGGAGAAUCGAUUUCAUCAUUUCUUCUGAAUACACCAACAAUUAUAUUAGCGUCUUCGGUAAUGUCACUUGGUGCGUCAACUUCAAUGUUAGCAUCGCCUUCCAUCUCGCUCGCUGUGUCAGCUUCGAUAUUAGACGCUCCCACUAUAUCACUCGAUGCGUCACCUCCAAUGUUAGCGUCACCUACUAUAUCACUCGAUGCGUCAUAUUUAAUGUCAGCAUCUCCAACUAUAUCACUUGAUGCGUCAGAUUCGAUGUCAGCGUCUCCAAAUUUACCGCUCGAUGUGUUUACUUCAAUAUCAGCGUCUUCAGCUUUAGCACUCGAUGCACCAACUUCAAUGUUAGUGUCUCCCACUAUAUCAUUCGUUGCGUCAAAUUCGAUGUUAACGUCUUUUACUAUACCACCCGAUGUGUUUACUUCAACAUUAGCGUCUUCAACUGGAUCACUCGAUGGGUUAACUUCAAUGAAAACGUCUGCAACUGUCAAACUAGAUGCGUCAACUUCGAUAUUAGCUACAGCACCGCUCGCCGCAUCAUCUUCAAUAUCACCUUCAACAGCGUUUUCGAUAUCGUCACCAACAACGUCAUCAGUGGUCGCAACACAGUCUAUGUCCACUGAAGAUGCAGUAAUUAUAUACAAAAGAGAACUUUCUGUGUACCGCAAAUCACAGCAAGAUGAGCCCGCAGAGGCACCCGGAGCAGUGUACAUAGGGGGCGUACAGAUAAGCCUAAUGGUAUUUUUCAUUGGUACAAUCAUACUCCUGGAUCUCGUGGGCGUCAAAAUACACAUAAAUAGGAGUAAACUUAAUGGAUCCAAAUCAAACUCUGCGUUGCUUCACGGAGCAGAACAGGAGUACAUUGAUUGUCUGUCAGUUGGUGAAUGGAUCAAAAGAAGUAGACAAGAUAAAGAAAUGGAGAAAAUGAUUUUCAUGCCGAGCGAGGCUGAAUUGACGCUUCCAAAUGGCCAAUGCGGAGACAGAGAAACAGACAACAUGACAGCAGGCGUUCCUCGCCGUGCACUCUGCUUCCCAACCUCUACAAAAGCAUGUUGUUUUAAGAAUCAUUGUGAAACCAUGACAAUCGAUCAGUGCCAAUGUAAAGACUGUUUAGACCUAAGAACACGUCUUCAUGUCGAAAAAUACGUCUGGCAACCAAGCUCAAAAAAUUGUCCUAUCACAUAUUACGACACAACAUCAGCAUGUAAUAUGUUUGCCAAAAGAAAAGUAGAACAUAUAACAUUAGUAGGCGAUUCACUUGUUAGGCACUUCUAUACUGCGCUACUGAUAAUUAUUAGCGGUAAUCUCGAAUUUGGAUGCAUGAAACCUAACACUAAUCCAGAAAAGAAAAAGAAUUGUGGUUACUUUGCGCAGUUUGAAGAUAAAACUUGUCAACACCUGAUUGAACAUAGUAGAAAGAUUUGUAAUUCAACCGUCACAUUAAGUUUGAGAUCUGACUCCUCAUUACAAACGUUAAAGAACUCUGUCAACUUUAUCAGAGAAAAGGAGGGCCAGGUUAUUUUAUUCUCCAAUGGCCUCCAUAAUAAUUUGAAUUUACCAAAAACAAAGUUAGCAGUUCACAAAUACUUAGAAGCCCUGGGAAGUAAAAUCUUCAAGCGAAACAAAAUGGAUACUAGUAAUCGCACCAUACCCAGAAUGGUAUUCAUGAGCCCACACCUUCCCGGUCUUAUGAAAAGUCCCCGAUAUUGGAAUAACCAAGGGACUAAGAGUGUGACAACGUACACAACUGAAAUGCGAAAAUUUCUAUCAAAAUACAACAUUCCAACAUUUAACACCCAUGCAUUUACUAAUCAUUCAUUCAGCUUCGAUGGCACCCAUUUUGGUUAUGGAGUUAACCACCAAUUGGCCCAGACACUGCUGAACUAUAUAAGCCAACAUGAAUGGGGAGCUGAUUAGGAUAAUGUCGAUGGGUCAACACUUGUGAUACCAUUUUAGAG
Owenia fusiformis is the source of this 2646-nucleotide messenger RNA. Lineage: Eukaryota; Metazoa; Annelida; Polychaeta; Sabellida; Oweniidae. The record is from the annotation of a GenBank genome assembly.